GAAGAAACUAUAAUAUUUAGAAAACAAGUAGAACAAUUAACUAAUGAUCAAGAACUUAAAAAAGACAAUAUGUCUAAAUCAAUUACAAAAAUUUUUACUAAAGAAAGAUCAAGUGAUUCAUGA
Messenger RNA from Racocetra persica, 123 nucleotides. NCBI's taxonomy places the organism in Eukaryota, Fungi, Glomeromycota, Glomeromycetes, Diversisporales, Gigasporaceae. The record is from the annotation of a GenBank genome assembly.